Molecule: messenger RNA, 2650 nt
Organism: Periophthalmus magnuspinnatus
Lineage: Eukaryota; Metazoa; Chordata; Actinopteri; Gobiiformes; Gobiidae
Gene: sesn2
Product: sestrin 2
Exons: 11
Coding region: 510-2177 (555 amino acids)
Biological process (GO): cellular response to leucine starvation; negative regulation of TORC1 signaling; positive regulation of macroautophagy
Cellular component (GO): nucleus
Molecular function (GO): L-leucine binding; oxidoreductase activity, acting on peroxide as acceptor
Source: RefSeq, a predicted model, not a curated record
GUUUCUUUCUUAGACAAAUGUCCGCGAGCGCAGCUGAAUGAAGCCGCAGCCACUACAUCUUAGAGUUUUUACUUUAUUUUCAAACAAACACGCAUUUAUUUAGAUCUUACAGCAAUACUCAGAUGUAGAAGUUUGUUUCGUAUUUACACGCGUUGAUGCCGUUGUCCGUGCGCUGUCAGAACAGUAAAGUACAGAUAACUACAGCGAGGCUAACAGGGAGCUAGCGCCGAGCACAGCCAUUGCUGACGCCGGGCGAGUGAAGGGAAACCCGGGGAAGCUGAAGACCUCCACCGGCGCUGUUUCAUUUUCGGGACGGAUGACAGCGCGGGAGGCUGCGAUCUGUUCAUGUUUAUCUGGCUGUACAUUAAACCAUUCUCUGACUGAUAAACUAACUAACCGGGACGGAUAAGACUUGAGCUAACAGGCGCUAGCGCAGCGGUGUUUCACUGAUAAACAGGAGCUUUUAAAGUCCCAUCAGCCCAACAUUAGAGGAGCUUUGGACCGGGACUAUGGCCAGUGGGACCACAGCAGGCUUCUCUCGUCAAUCUAAUGGUGAAAGUGUACCGGGACAAGUCUCUUCUGAUCGUAAGCUCCGAUACCAGUCCGAAUCAGAGACUGACAUCGUACCGACAGCGAAGAGCUUAUCUCGGCUGUGCAGCAGAGACGAAGAGGAGCGGGCUACGGCUCUGGACCAGCUCACUGACAGUGUCUUGAUGUGUUUGGGUUUGGACCGGCCCGAAUCGAACCGGCUCAGUCAAAAAACACUACUGCAUCUGCUCCGAUUAUCACUGUCCUGCCCCUUACAAGAGGUCCGUGAGAAAACCUCCGAGCUGCUCCGACGCGCGCAGAAACAAGGUGUAGCAGUACCUCGAGCGCUGUCUUCAGGUCCUAGUGCCUUUAUACCAGCAAAACAGAUCUUGCAAGAAGGAAUCAAUCAGGACAUCCUUAUUGAAUCUUUUCUUUCAAUGGGUCGAGUGGACCAUGUCACAAUGGUCAUGGCUCUUCACCCGGCCUACCUCAGCUGCUUCCUGAGGACCCAGCAUGCUUUGCUGGAGAUGGACGGGCCUUUGCCGCGUCACUGGAGACAUUACAUUGCUGUUAUGGCUGCAGCUAGGCACCAUUGCUCAUAUUUGGUCCAACAGCAUAGCACAUGUUUCCUGGAGGCGGGUGGCGAGGAGAGCUGGCUCAGUGGCUUGGAGCAGGCUCCGACUAAACUGCGCAGCCUUCAGACCCUCAACAAACUGAUGGCACACAGGCCCUGGCUCAUCACAGAGCAGCACAUCCAGGCACUGGUGUGUCCUGGGGCAGAUCCUCGCUGGUCAUUGGCUGAGCUGAUACAUGCUAUUAUGGUGUUGGCACACGCUCAUUCGCUCUGCUCCUUUGUGUGGGGCUGUGGCCUCAAUCCUGAGUCUGACCAUAUCGGAGGCUUCACCUUCCAGCCCUCAUCCCCUAGUCAUGUCUCGCCAAGUCCCCAAAGUCCUGCACAUGAGGACGGCAGGCAAGAGCUGGUGGACGGAGCCAUGGAGGUGGAGGUGUUGAUGAAGAGGAUGGUGGAGUUACAGCAGCAGGAGGAAGAGUGCACGCAGGAAGAAAUAAUUACUCGUUUUGAAAGGGAGAGGACUGAAAGCAUUCCCACUGCCGUGGUCCGUGGAUCCCCCCCUGACAUGGUGCAGCACCUCGUGGAGGAUCCAGACUUUAGAUAUGAGGACUUUGCACCCAGAGGAGAGCAGUCUCCCACCACCAUGAGAGCACAGGAUUAUUCCUGGGAGGACCAUGGCUAUUCUCUGGUCAACAGACUUCUGCCUGACAUGGGACAGCUUUUGGAUGAGAAGUUCCAGGUUGUUAGUAACAUGACUUACCACAGGAUGGCGAUGCAUGAGGGUGUUGAUACACACACUUUGAGAAAGGCUCUGUGGAACUACAUUCAUUGUCUCUAUGGUAUUCGAUAUGAUGACUACGACUAUGGCAGUGUCAAUGUCCUGUUAGAGCGCUCUCUGAAAGUAUUUGUGAAAACCAUGGCCUGUCACCCGGAGCAGACCACAAUGCGCAUCUACCACGACUUCUGGAGGCAUUUCCAACACUCAGAGAAGGUUCAUGCUAAUCUUAUAGUGAUGGAGGCCCGGCUACAAGCUGCCUUGCUGUACACGUUACGAGCAAUAACACACUAUAUGAGAUGACAUCACACACGAAAUAGAAAAGACAACUGCAACUUUGCAAAUGCUGAGCCAGCUGACAUACCACAGCACAAAUGUGAUAAGUGGAUUCAUAAGUUUGCACAAAUGUAACACACUACAAUGAAUGUUUGUUAUGUAUGUUAUUUUUUCAGUGUUAAUUAUUGAUGCUGUGUUCCGACAAGGAUAAUGUGUUACUUUUAUUGCACUGAAUUUCUUCAUAUUUAGUUUUGACCAGUCGAAUCUAAAGCUUUAGUGAAAAAAAUCUUGUACAUCUCGAGUCAAACAUAUCUGAACCAUCAACAUAUGACCCGGCAUGACGUCAUUUCACUCUCAAAUCAUCACUGUGGGUUUUAGGUAUUUAUGUGAUGAACUUGUUUAGAUCUGUUAACUGCUGUCGUACUCAUCAGACCACCCCAUGCCUCAAUAUCUGAGACUACCUUGUAUUUUUCUACACAAUAAAGUUAAACAUUUUGUUA